AUGCGUGCCUCAUUUGCACUUUUGCCUGCCCUUGCGGCCAUGACUAUGGCUAGUCGAUGCCGCCCACGUACAACGACAACGUCGUCUUUGGAAACAUCGACAUUGACGUCGGCGGUCGUUAGCAGCCCAACGAGCUCUGCGGACCCUACCUCCAGCGCUGUCAGCAUCAUCGAGAGCACGACAACCACCGCGUCAGAUGAGCCUACGACAACUGAGUCAUCGACCGUAGAGCCAUCGACCGUAGAGCCAUCGACCACAGAGCCUGUCACAAGCGAGCCGGCCACGACGAGCGAACCGCCUACCACCACCCAGCCUCUUACUACCACUGAGGCGCCUACCACGACUGAGGAGCCUACCACCACAUCCGUCGAGAGCACGACCUCGAGCGCUCCCAUCCCUGCUCCCACAGUCACGGGCUUCUGCCUGAAAGUCGUCACUCCUGAUGUGCCCAACAGGGACUACCACAUUCGUCAGGUCUCCCCCAGCUCCAACAUGCUUACCGAGUCCCCGGAGGGCCCCAACUAUGGCUUCUUCGACCUUGACAUCUCCACUGGCAAGCUGACCGUCAGCGGCGGUCCAUACAUCAGUCUAUAUGCCGGCUAUGAGGUCUACGCGCCCCCACCAUUCAACAACCAAAACCUUCGCCCUCUCCGGUUCACGAACAUGCCGGUGGAUUAUCCAGUGGUCUGCUCAAAUCCUGAUGGGGUCUACACGUCUGGGUCGGUGUUGAAGUGCGAGGUGUCGGCCCCUUGGGCUGACGGUGUGAUGAGGAAGUAUUCCUUGUUCAACAGCGGGGUUAGCUCGCCAGUCGGUGCGUGGAGCAUCAUGCGCGAGGAUUAUGUGAGGCCUGGGUCUUAUAACUUUGAUGUGGCCAUGUUCUAUGGUGGGAAUGAGUGCCUUUACCAGAAAUGA
Molecule: messenger RNA, 912 nt
Organism: Sordaria macrospora k-hell
Lineage: Eukaryota; Fungi; Ascomycota; Sordariomycetes; Sordariales; Sordariaceae
Source: RefSeq, a predicted model, not a curated record